Setaria italica (foxtail millet) is the source of this 1462-nucleotide messenger RNA. RefSeq names its product coiled-coil domain-containing protein 94. The record is from RefSeq and is a predicted model, not a curated record. The transcript has 8 exons. Bases 148 to 1131 code for a protein of 327 amino acids. Gene Ontology annotation, cellular component: U2-type catalytic step 1 spliceosome. Gene Ontology annotation, biological process: mRNA splicing, via spliceosome. Lineage: Eukaryota; Viridiplantae; Streptophyta; Magnoliopsida; Poales; Poaceae.
ACGCAGGUAUACGGUGCCGGUGCGGACGAGAUCGGUCGGGUGAUUCGAGUUCGACGUGCACCACCCGACCGACCAAUCUCGCGCGCCGCGCCGCCGCCUCGCGCGAUCCAGCUUGUCCUCCGGCUCCGCGCACGCCGGCGCGGCGAGAUGGGCGAGCGCAAGGUGAUAAACAAAUACUACCCGCACGACUUCGACCCAUCCAAGAUCCCGCGGCGGCGGCGGCCCAAGAACGAGCAGAUCAAGGUGCGCAUGAUGCUCCCCAUGAGCAUCCAAUGUGACACCUGUGGAACAUACAUCUACAAGGGCACCAAGCUCAACUCCAGAAAGGAGGAUGUCGUCGGAGAGAUGUACUUGGGAAUACAAAUAUUCAGGUUUUACUUCAAGUGCACUAAGUGCUCUGCUGAGAUCACUUUCAAAACAGAUCCUCAGAAUUCUGACUACACAGUGGAAUCGGGGGCUAGUCGAAAUUUUGAACCUUGGCGUGAACAGGAUGAGGCAGCAGACAAAGAAAAGAGGAAGCGAGAUGCUGAGGAGAUGGGUGAUGCAAUGAAAGCGUUAGAGAAUAGAGCAAUGGAUUCAAAGCAGGAUAUGGACAUACUUGCUGCUUUAGAAGAGAUGCGCUCCAUGAAGUCUAGACAUGCUGGUGUCUCUGUUGACCAGAUGCUUGAAAUUUUGAAGCGUUCAGCUCAUGAGAAGGAGGAAAAAGCAAUUGCAGAGCUUGACGAAGAAGAUGAAGAACUUACCAAGUCAAUCACUUUGCGAAACUCCGGAUUCUAUGUAAAGAGGAUAGAAGAUGACGACGAAGACAACAAUGACGAUUUGGUCCCAGGCCAAUCGAGUAGAACAGGAAAGAUCGAUUGUUCUUCUGAAUCAGUGACAAAGCCAACAGAUGUUCUAAGCAAAGCUAAUGGAUCGGAGGGUGUCAAUAAAGAAGGGAGCAAGAGCUGGAUGCCCAAAUUUAUAGUAAAACCAAAGUCUGCUGGUGCAGAUCCUAAGAGGCAGAAGACUGAAUCAACAGCUGUCCAAGACAAUGGCAAAGCACCAGUAGGAGAUCAAAAGAGUGAACCUGCAAUGCAAACCAAUGUUCUCCAGUCCCUUUGCCAGAACUACGAUAGCGAUGAUAGUGAGUGAGGACAGCCCUUGAAGCCACAGUAGUACUGAUCGUCAAUACUGUAACAAUAUUGCACCCGAGGAUAGUUGACAAUAGUCGGCAGAGAGCAAGCAGCUGCAGCAGCACGCACCAGCAGGCAGCGGCAGCGGCAGCAGCAGCAGCAGUCAUGCACCAGCCGAACAGCGCCCUAGUUCCCUUGUGCUAUCAUUUGUAUAGCUUAUGGAAGUCUCACAAAUCUGGCAGUCAAUGGCUCACCUGCCGCGAGUAUUGACUGUUAUAAAUCUGGAGUGUCCAGAUAGAGCUGUGUUGUUAUUGGAUAUCCGAAAACAUUACAGUAUUUUAAAAUUGGUA